CGAAUAUCGUGUAAUAUUAUUAAUAUAAUUUAGUGACUUUUGCGGAUCUAUCGUCAGGAUGCAAGCUAUUCGAAUCUUUUUAGUGGUGAGUAUCCUUUUAUUUUGUGAUUGGGUAUAUAUACCAGGUCCAUCAACGGUUACCUUGGCAAUGACUCCGACCACUUCUUCCAUUAUUACUAUUCUUCCGGACAAUAUAAAAACUAAGGCUGAUGCAUUCAUCAGGACCAUCCAAAACGUGCAAACAUCGCUAAAAAGUCCAUCUAAUAACCAUCAAUUAAAUCCGAGGCCAAUGGAAGUAAUAACUGAUAUUCAAUUGCCUAAUUACGGUUUCUUCGAUGUCUACAAAAAUGAUGAUAAUAUCUGCCCAUUAAACCCCCAAAUUUAUCUAAACGCACUCAAUGGCAGUCUAGUCGGUCUUCUCAUACAUAAAAUUAGUACCUGGAUGAAAGCCUCACAACCCCUUGAAUAUUAUCUCGGGCAUAUCAGGGAGCACGUGAUUCUAAUAGAUAGAGCCAUUUCUCGAAUUGCUUACGAAAAACGUUCUGAUAUAAAUGACAAGUUAAACUUAAACGAUACGAUAAAAUUGUUUUAUGUUACAUGUGAUAUACAAAAUACUACUAAUGGCAAUGAAAAUCAACUGGAAUAUAAAAGAAGGUUAUUUCAAGAUUAUAUGUUAAAAUAUAAAAUUGACAAUGAGCUAUUAACCAACGAGUCAUUGAAUUAUUUUGCCAACACCAUGAGAGAGAGUUUAAAUAUUAUCAAAGAUGUCCAUAGUUGGUUUAAAGUAUCAAUUCCACUGAUGAAAAAUUAUAUAUACCUGAUGGAUUAUCCCAAAAACGAUGAUUUUAAUAAAUUACAGAACAUGCAAGUUCCUAAUGGUUACGCGAGUUUAAAUUCGCUCGUGCAGAGUUAUUUAAAUGAAAGUAACGUGGUACAAAUAGAAAAGAAUCACUUAAAUGUACUUCGAAUAGUCGCACCAGAAUUGUUCAGUUAUCUGUACGAACAUUUCAAUAUAUUAAUCAAGUUAUUUGAGCACGGAAUUUCACGUAAUGAACAGAGUGAAAUAUGGCGCUUUCAUCUUAUUCCGUAUACAUACAUAAAUUUAUUCCUGUCACGUAUUAUCGAAUUUGAGCGGGAUUACGUCGGGAUAGAAGAAGCAGAACGAGGAAAAAUGAUGUUGGAAUCAAUAGAAUCUUUAGCUGUUUUUUUAGACCCCUACCUGGAUGACUCACCUGACACACAACCACGCAAUAAGAAGUUAAAAAAGAAAAUUACGGAAAUUCCAAAAGAAGAUACAUUAAAAUUGGAUGAGGAUAUCAUACCGGUCGUAUCCAAAAUGAUAAACGAUGCAACCAAAAUUCUAUUGCAAUAUUUUGAUAAAAAUAUUGACAAAUGGAUGGUUGAUAGGAUAUUGAAACCAGAAAAGCCGUAUGUACUGAAUAAAACAUCGUUGUUACUUUCGUUAAAAGACAAUUAUGAUAAAGCUUCUGAUACGUUUAAGAAAUAUGACAAAUAUACUUAUCAAGACUUUGUAGUUUAUACAGACUUUCAAAAAAACAAUAUCACUGAAUCGGAAAAUAAAUCAAACCUAAUUUCAGAAUUUCCGAGCGAUAAACCAACUAAUUAAUUGAUCGAUUUUGCGAUCUUUUCAUUAAUAUUUAUCAUAAUUGUGCAAAUAAUGGUAUCCAUUUUUGACUUGGGUAUUUUUAACUUUCCUAAAAAUUAUACAGUAUUAAUCUUAUUUUAUUAACUUAAAUAACA
Cinara cedri is the source of this 1761-nucleotide messenger RNA. Lineage: Eukaryota; Metazoa; Arthropoda; Insecta; Hemiptera; Aphididae. The record is from the annotation of a GenBank genome assembly.